UUAUCGUACUCAAAACUGCAGUCUGUUCGUUUGGACAGUGUACUGAAUGGGCCAGGCUGCAGAACAGAUUUCUUUGUUUGAUGAUGGUUCGGCCGCUUCCUGUCACUAUAAAAAUGUUCCUCGCAUAACAACAUUACGCAUGCAAUGUGACUCGCACUUGCGAUUCAUUUAACCCAUAAUAUUGAACGACUUGGUGCUGGUAUUGCCAGGUUGAAAAGGUCCCUUUCAGUUAACUAACCCACCUUUCGCCAAACAACAAAUUUCAAAUACCAUUCACCACCGUCGGAAACCCUCACACAGGAUGCCCGCGCAGAGGCCUCGCGCUGCCUUCGAACCCUUAUCACCGGAUCUAGAUGUUCAGGAUUUGGUCAAGUCAACACCAAACUUUGAACACGCUGUGAGGAUUCAUUGCGAUGCGAUUGAUGAACAUGGCCUGGAAGAUUUUGAAAAGCUCGUCUUACUACACGUUAUUGUCAGGGGGUUGCCUCUUGUUGUUGAAGGGUUUAACAAAAAACUCGACAAUUCCAUUUUUUCCGAGAUUUGGCUGAGAAGUCACUAUUCAAAGAAAGAAGAGUGUGCUCGAGACCUGACUGCGAAAAAAGACGUCCCCCUCACUAUUGGACAUUAUCUUAAGAAUAUGCCGCUUCUUGCAAAUCAAUGGAAUAGCCACAAUUACAAAAACACUGAUCUUCAGAGGCUAUAUCUCAAGGAUAUUGAUUGUCCAAAGAUUUGGCACGACCAAUUGAAGAAGAUCAUACCUCCCUCCUUGUUCUACCUGAACGAAACUCCAGAGCCUUUCCAAGGCCCAGGAGCUCAGAGUGCUUCAUCUUGUGAGGCAUACGGCGCUUCGGGUCGGCGGAUAGCAAAAGCAGGCGAUCUAAUGGGCUGCCUUCCACAAAGCAUGCGCGCAGAGAAUUUGAUGUGCUAUAUUGGCCAUGAGGGCACCUACACACCCGCACACCAAGAGAUGUGUGCUAGUCUUGGUCAUAAUAUAAUGGUGGAAGCGUCAGAUGGUUCGACCGAGUAUGGCAAGGCCACCAAGCCAGGGUCGUCUAUCUGGUUCAUGACCAGCAGCAAGGAUCGUAAACUCGUGUCAGAAUAUUGGAUGUCUAUACUGGGCCAUGACAUUGACCUUGAGGAUCACUUUGCGCAGAUUAACGCAUGGAAAGCUGCACCAUUUACAACAUAUCUAGUUGAGCAACGCCCGGGCGAUUUCAUCCUUGUACCUCCUUUAGCGGCACACCAAGUAUGGAACCGGGGGACGCGAACAAUGAAGGUUGCAUGGAACCGAACAACAGUAGAAACACUUGAAAGGGCUCUAAAUGAAGCAUUGCCACACGCGAGGAUGGUCUGUCGAGACGAGCAGUAUAAGAAUAAAGCCAUAGUGUUUUAUACACUGAAGCAUUAUUCAACACUGUUGGCUGAAAUUGACGAUGUCACUAUCGGUCAUCCAAGGGUUCAGCAGCUGCAGGGUGAUUUUGAACUGUUGUUUGCUCUAUUUAACCAAAUUCUACUUUCUGAAUCCUUUACCCUUGAUAAAAAAGAGAGGAACGUCGAAUAUGUGCCUUUUGACAGCACUAUCACAUGUUCGUAUUGCCGAGGAAACAUCUUCAACCGAUUUUUAACAUGCCCGUGGUGUCCGAAAUCUCUCACAGGACAAGAUGAGCCUUAUGAUAUUUGCAUGGAAUGUUAUGUCAUGGGCCGAAGCUGUGCUUGUAUCUCCAGGUUAAAGUGGGUCGAACAAUUCAAAUGGACAGAGCUCACGGGGAAACAUGAAAUAUGGAGGCAGCAAUUAAUACAAUCCAACCCUCAUCUUGGAGAUAAAUACCGGUCUUUCCAGAUCGAAAGGGCUGAGUUGGAAAGGAAUAGUCUUGCCCAGAUAUGUCAGGAGCAAAUGAAGAAGCGCCCCUGGGUUGAUAUCACCAAGCCGGUCGUUGCGAAAGUUGCUGAGGAGCCUACUGACCCUGAAAACACUACCGCGCCCCGAAAACGAAGGAAAACGGGCCGCAGUGACAAGCCAAAGGAAAAAGAACCUCGUUGCCAUAUCUGCAAGUGCGUUGAGCCUGCCUGGAAACUUGCAUCGUGCUCUAAAUGCCCUUUGAAGUAUUGUUAUGGCAGCCUGUUCAGAGCCAUGAAUAUGCACCCGCAGGAAGUUCUAGAGACGAAGAACUGGGAGUGCCCCAAGUGUAGAAAGUUCUGCAGCUGCGGUGCGUGCCGUAAGAAUCCCAAGAUGACCCCACUCGAACCAACGUCUACUUUACUCGGGCAUGAUACAAGCAAGAUUGCGGAUCCCCGUAGCGUGGAGAGCCUAGUUGACUUGCGGCAUUCAAAUCUCGGGUGGCUGAAGAAGGCUGCGAAUGACGAUAUAGGGCGCCUGGAAAAGCAUCAAAAAGAGGCAGAGGAAAGGUGCCACCAAGCUUUGGUUGAUAACUCCAUCCAGUUGGAGUGUUUCCCUGAGAUACGCGAGUCUACUGAUUAUAGUGAGUUAGAGAGGGUUGCGCAAGCCGCAUUUUACUCCAGCGACUACUCGGACAUGCCAAUAGAUCCUGCAUUGGAAAGUUCGAUCCUCACUCAUGCAGAUUCCUGGGUUCAAUGAAAAUUUCCAAAGAGUGAAUUGGAUCUACGGGCUACGAAUAAUUCAUUGUAAGCCUUGUUGAGUCGAGGCGGGAGCCAACGAUAACGUUUUGAUCAAUUUUAACUAGGAAUAGUUAUAAGUCAUAAUUACACACCGUCACCCUGGUGUGUGUAUUAACAAGACAAUGAAAUGAAUCCCUAGAACUUCCAGAGUUAGAGUCGUCAUAAUCUUGGGAAUUGCAA
This is a messenger RNA of Aspergillus ochraceoroseus IBT 24754, 2817 nucleotides long. Its product is annotated as putative JmjC domain protein. Lineage: Eukaryota; Fungi; Ascomycota; Eurotiomycetes; Eurotiales; Aspergillaceae. The record is from RefSeq and is a predicted model, not a curated record. The coding region runs from base 302 to 2596 and encodes 764 amino acids. The transcript has 2 exons.